Messenger RNA from Branchiostoma belcheri (Belcher's lancelet), 1821 nucleotides. Its product is annotated as cell surface glycoprotein 1-like. The coding region runs from base 1 to 1821 and encodes 606 amino acids. The transcript is spliced from 2 exons. Lineage: Eukaryota; Metazoa; Chordata; Leptocardii; Amphioxiformes; Branchiostomatidae. The record is from RefSeq and is a predicted model, not a curated record.
AUGAGGGAUUACGAUUCGCCUUCAAGGGGCGUCACACCACCUACGAAUAACGGUUCUUUACCUCCGAGUGACACUUCAUCACCUCAAAGUGAUUUUGUUUCACCUCCAAACGACACGCCACCAUCUCCGAGUGACACGGAUGGAAGGCAAGGCGACAAGCUAUCGCCUUUAAAUGACAGCAAACCAUUACCAAGUGACGAGGCUCUAUCGCCCAGUAGUGACGUUCCACCACCAAGUAACGAAGUUCCACCUCCAAGUGACGAGGUACCACCUCCAGGUGAUGGUAUUCCGUCUACAAGUAAUAAACCACCACUAAUAAGUGACCAGGUUCCAUCGCCUAAUGAUGAGGUUCAACCUCAAGGUGACGAGACUCCAUCGCCAAGUGACGAGACUCCAUCGCCUAAUUACGAGACCCCAUCGCCAAGUGACGAGACUCCAUCGCCUCAUGACGAGACUCCAUCGCCAAGUGACGAGACUCCAUCGCCUAAUGACGAGACUUCAUCGCCUAAUGACGAGACUCCAUCGCCUAAUGACGAGACUCCAUCGCCUAAUGACGAGACUCCAUCGCCUAAUGACGAGACUCCAUCGCCUAAUGACGAGACUCCAUCGCCUAAUGACGAGUCUCCAUUGCCUAAUGACAAAGAUCCACCUCUAAGUGACGAGGUUCCACCUCUAAGUGACGAAGCUCCAUCGCCUAGCGUGGAUACUCCAUUUACAAGUGAACCACAACCAAGUGACGAGCCUUCAUCUCCCAAUGACGGGUCUCCAUCGCCUGAUGACGAGGUUCCAUCACCGAGUGAUGAGGCUCAAACUCCAAAUGACGAGGUUCCAACGAGAAGUGAUAACCCACUACAAAAUGACAAGGCUCCACCUCCUAGUGAUAAACCAAUGGCAAGUGACGAGGCUCCAUAUCCUAGUAAUAAACCGCCACAAAAUGACAAGACUCCGCCUCCUAGUAAUGAACAACCACCAAGUGACGAGGGUCCAUCGCCUAAUAACGAGGUGCGACUUCCAAGUGACGAGCUUCCACUUGGCGAAGUUCCACCUCCAAGUGCCGAGGUACCGCCUCCAAAUGACGAGGUUCCACAUCCAAGUGACGAGGUUCCACCUCCAAGUGACGAGGUACCUCCUCCAAAUGACGAGGUUCCACCUCCAAGUGACGAGGUUCCACCUCCAAAUGACGAGGUUCCGCCUCCAAGUGCCAAGGUUCCACAUCCAAGUGACGAGGUUCCACCUACAAGUGACGAGAUUCCACCUCCAGGUGACGAAGUUCCGCCUCCAAAUGCCGAGGUUCCACCUCCAAGUGACGAGGGUCCACCUCCAAGUGACCAGGUACCGACCUCCAAAUGCCGAGGUACACCUCCAAGUGACGAGGUUCCACCUCCAAUUGACGAGGUUCCGCCCCCAUGUGACGAGGUUGCACCUCCAAGUGACGAGGUUCCACCUCCAAAUGACGAGGUUCCACCUCCAAAUGAUGAAGUUCCGCUUCCAAGUGACCAGGCUCCACCUCCAAGUGACGAGGUUCCACCUCCAAGUGCCGAGGUUCCACCUCCAAAUGACGAGGUUCCACCUCCAAGUGACGAAGUUCCACCUCCAAGUGACGAGGUUCCUCCACCAAGCAGCACAGUGCCAUCACCAACAGACCUGGUACCAUCGCCAAACGACAACGCACCACCCGCAAACCCUGACUCCAGUCCAGCUACGAGUGAACCAGAGACUCCGGCCGGCCAGCCGCCCAAUCAANCCAGUCCAGUUCUUUCGACAUGGACUUUGAGUUCGAGUUUGCCCCAGAUGGAACCAUCAACGUUACUCCAAUCUUAA